Messenger RNA from Sinocyclocheilus rhinocerous, 8009 nucleotides. RefSeq names its product membrane-associated phosphatidylinositol transfer protein 2-like. The transcript has 27 exons. Gene Ontology annotation, cellular component: cytoplasm. Bases 769 to 4941 code for a protein of 1390 amino acids. NCBI's taxonomy places the organism in Eukaryota, Metazoa, Chordata, Actinopteri, Cypriniformes, Cyprinidae. The record is from RefSeq and is a predicted model, not a curated record. Gene Ontology annotation, biological process: phospholipid transport. Gene Ontology annotation, molecular function: phosphatidylinositol transfer activity; phosphatidylcholine intramembrane carrier activity; phosphatidylinositol binding.
GGGAGAGGCGAAUUUACCAUCCAAUGAUAUCGGACCAGAAAUGAUGCUGCUCGCACUUUCGGUAAAGAUAGAAAGAAGGAAAGGACGUGCACUCACUGAAAAGCUAGGUCAAGGUUUUGAGAAAGAGCAUAUGCUUUUUAAAUAGACCCGCAGAACCCACGGGACUGCGCGCAAAUGCAAGGAUCAGCAUACCUGUACAGUUUUUCUGCAUGCUGUUUUUUUAAAGGAUCAACUAUAUAAGCUGCAGCGGAUAUAAUGAUGCAGGAAGCCCCACUGCCGCUGCUGUACAUGCUGAAAACAACAAUGCAAAGGCAGUGACAGUCAAUCUCGAGCUCUACUGUGGUUUAACCAGUCCUGUCACUUCCUCUUUGACGUGUGCAUGUUGUGGACUGUCAGCCGUACGCGCUAUUUUAAAAGCACAGGACUUUAUUUUUUGAUUGCGUGGAGGAAACCGUCGGCCUGCUUUGCUGUUUUAUUUAGUCGGCUGAACCGGUAGCCAGCGGCUCGCUUACAGACAGCGAGGAAAUAGAGUUGCAGUGACCGGCAGACAGCUCGACCUGCGGCGGGGAUGUGUGUGAGCUAAAGCCGCCGGAUAUCGAUGGCCGCGUCGCUCUGAUCAGAGCCGCUUUGAGCUAAAACUCCGCGCCGAAGGUCUGAGAAAUGAGCUGGACUCCUUCUCUCUGAUGCACUCGAGCUAAGGGCUGUCCUGGUGGAUUUGCCCCUGACCCAGCGGAGCGUUUCCAGCCCCAGCCCCGCUCCACGGCCAACAUGCUGAUCAAAGAGUACCGCAUCCCCAUGCCCAUGAGCGUGGAGGAGUACCGCAUCGCUCAACUCUACAUGAUUCAGAAAAAGAGUCGUGAAGAGAGCGAAGGCGAGGGCAGCGGGGUGGAGAUCCUGGAGAACCGACCCUACACGGACGGCCCAGGCGGCUCUGGUCAAUACACCCACAAGGUUUACCACAUCGGCCAACACAUCCCUAGCUGGUUUCGCUCCAUCUUGCCAAAAGCCGCUCUUCGUGUGGAAGAGGAAUCCUGGAACGCCUACCCAUACACCCGCACACGCUACACGUGUCCUUUCGUCGAAAAGUUUUCCAUCGAUAUCGAGACGUACUACAAGCCGGACACGGGUUGCCAGAAUGACGUCUUCAACAUGUCCUCGGCCGAAAAGAGGCAACGGGAUAUAGAUCCCAUCGAUAUUGUGAAUGAUUUCAUCGCCCCUCAUGAAUACCUGGCUGAGGAAGACCCGAAACUCUACAAGUCAUAUAAAACCCAGCGGGGCCCCCUGUGUGACGACUGGAUCGCGGAAAUCAACAACAACCCAGGCAAAAUGCCUGUCAUGUGCGCUUACAAGUUGUGUAAAGUGGAGUUUCGAUACUGGGGCAUGCAGUCCAAGAUUGAGCGCUUCAUUCACGAUGUGGGGCUGAGGAAGGUGAUGGUGCGCGCUCAUCGGCAGGCCUGGUGUUGGCAGGACGAGUGGUACGGUCUGACCAUGGAGAACAUCCGGCAGCUGGAGCUGGAGACGCAGCUGGCUCUGGCACAGAAGAUGGCACAGUAUAGCUGCAACGAGGAGGGUGGCGAGAACAACGGCGCCGUCACCAGCCCCGAGAAAGAGCACGAAGCCAAGGAGGCCAUCGAAGCUGAGGGGACGACGAGGAACAUGGGGGACACGCUGCAGGCGCGAGGAGAGCUGACCAAGCAGUGGUCCACCUCUUCUAGGUCCUCACAUUCCUCUAAGAGAGGGGGAAGUCCGUCACGCCACAGCAUUUCUGAAUGGCGCAUGCAGAGCAUCGCCAGAGAUUCGGAGGACAGCACAGACGACGAGUUCUUUGACGCUCACGAGGGCUUCUCUGACAACGAGGAGAUCUUUGCCAAGGAGAUCACCAAAUGGAGCUCCAACGAUCUGAUGGAUAAAAUCGAGACAGCGGAGGCAGAGGAAGCCCAGGGAGACUAUCAGGAAUCGGGUGGGGAGUUUUCUGGGACUGCCAGCGUGGAGCGACUCAAUGAGAGACGCAGAUCCAUGCGGCGCUGCAGCGUCCGUAAGCGUCGACGUACAGCACGCAAACGCCCAGCUGACUGUUCCUCACAGCAGUGCUUACAGCCGUCCAAGAUCCACGUCCUCAUCCUGGUCCUGCACGGCGGCAACAUCCUGGAUACGGGCAGCGGAGACCAGAACAGCAAGCAGGGGGACGUCAACACCAUCAGCAGCGCGUUCGAUGCUGUGAUGCGGGUUCAUUACCCCACUGCUUUGGGCCGCAUUGCCAUCCGCCUGGUUCCGUGUCCGGCCUUGUGUGUGGAGGCCUUCUCUCUGGUGUCAAAUUUGAGUCCUUACAGCUAUGACGAAGGCUGCCUCUCCAACAGUCAGGAUCACAUCCCUCUGGCCGCCCUGCCCCUAUUGGCCACCUCUGCACCACAGUACCAGGAUGCCGUGGCAACGGUCAUAGUGCGAGCCAAUCAGAUCUACGGUGACUUCAUCAAAUCCCUGGAGGGAGCCACUUUCACCGGACAGGUGUGUCUGAUUGGUGACUGUGUGGGAGGCAUUCUGGGAUUUGAUGCUCUCUGCAGCAGCAACGUCACCGUGUCAGAGAGUCAAAACAGCAGCCGACGUGGCAGCAUUGUUAGUGUGCAGGACAAUGACCUGCUGUCACCGGGGAUCAUUAUAAACAGCACUCACUGCUCGGGUUUGACUCUGGAGGGCAGUCGGCACCUCAGCCGCAGUAAUAUAGACAUUCCUUGUUCCAGCGGUCCGGACGACCCCAAAAAACAGCUGCCCCGCAAACGCAGCGACUCCUCCACCUACGAGCUGGACACCAUCAAACAGCACCAGGCCUUCCUGACCAGUCUGCACGCCAGCGUUUUGAGGAACGAUCCGGGUUCUCGCCGGUCCAGCAGCAGUACCAUGCUAGAGGGAGGAGGAGCUCUGGGAAAGUUUGACUUCGAAGCAUCUGACUUCUUCCUCUUCGGCUCUCCGCUAGGCCUGGUCCUCGCUCUGAGGAAAACCGUCGUCCCUUCUUUGGACAUGGCUCAUCUUCGUCCAGCGUGCCAGCAGGUUUACAACCUGUUCCACCCGGCGGAUCCCUCUGCCUCACGUCUGGAGCCUCUGCUGGAGAAGCGCUUCCACCUGAUGCCACCGUUUAGCGUGCCGCGCUACCAGCGCUUCCCGCUGGGUGAUGGCCAGUCAGCGCUGCUGGCGGACGCGAUGCAGUCUCACAGCAUUAUGUUUGCGGAUCACUCCAAUCCUUCGUCUCCGGCAUCUGUUCCAGCCUUCCGCGGGGCGCGCAGGGCCAGUGAAACCAGCAUCGCCAGCCAGGUGUCGGGGUUAGCGGACAGUUACACCGCCUCCAACAUCGCCAACAUAGCGCAAGCAUGCCAACUUAGUCUCUCCAAAAAGCUCAGUCUUUUGUCCCAAUUGGCGCUUCCCUAUAAUAAACGCGGCUCCCGAAGCCAUUCCCCCAAAUCCAGCAAAGCGCCAAAUAAGCAGCAGGUAGAAAGGCAGGAUUCCAGCUGUUGGGAUGAUUCAGAGCAGAGCGUCUCUCUAGGCUUUGAGCCCUCACCCUCGCUCGCCUCAGACCCGCUAUCUCCAUGUGUCCCGCUGGACAUCGAGCAAGUCGCUGCUCGCUGGUGGGGCAUGAAGCGCAUUGAUUUCGCUCUGUAUUGUCCUGAUGCUCUGACUGCGUUCCCCACCGUGGCUCUACCUCACCUGUUUCACGCCUCCUACUGGGAAUCAACGGACGUUGUGUCUUUCCUGCUCCGACAGGUAAUGAGGCAUGAGAACUCCAGUAUUUUAGAACUAGAUGGGAAGGAGGUGUCAGAAUUCACUCCGUCCAAACCGCGGGAGAAGUGGAUGAGGAAGAGGACCCACGUGAAGAUCAGGAACGUUACAGCAAACCACCGCGUGAACGAUGCCGUGUUUACAGAGGACGGGGAUCAGGUGGUCAUGGGUCGCUUCAUGUACGGGCCGCUGGACAUGGUCACACUGACAGGAGAGAAGGUGGACAUCCACAUCAUGACCCAGCCUCCGUCCGGCGAGUGGGUGUAUUUCAGCACAGAAUUGACCAAUAGCAGCGGCCGGGUUUCCUACACCAUUCCCGAGAGCAAGCGGCUGAGCAUCGGCGUGUAUCCGGUCAAAAUGGUGGUCAGGGGCGACCACACAUCUGCUGACAGUUACCUGACGGUGCUGCCGCGCGGCACUGAGUUCGUCGUGUUCAGCAUCGACGGCUCUUUUGCUGCCAGCGUGUCCAUCAUGGGCAGCGACCCUAAAGUGCGAGCAGGAGCGGUUGAUGUGGUCAGGCACUGGCAGGAUCUGGGUUACCUGAUAGUGUACGUGACGGGACGUCCAGACAUGCAGAAGCAGCGUGUGGUGGCCUGGCUUUCACAGCACAACUUCCCUCACGGGAUCGUGUCCUUCUGCGAUGGGCUCGUACACGACCCCCUCCGACACAAAGCCAACUUCCUCAAGUGUCUCAUCACAGAGGCACAUAUGAAGAUCUUCGCUGCUUAUGGCUCCACUAAGGACAUCUCUGUGUACACGUCACUGGGUCUGUCGCCAUCUCAGAUCUACAUCGUAGGGAGACCAACGAAGAAAAUGCAACACCAGUGUCAGUUCAUUGCCGACGGCUACGCGUCUCACCUGUCCCAGCUGGAGUACAAUCAGAGAUCGAGACCCGCUAAGACCGGCAGCACUCGCAUGGUCCUGCGGAAAGGCAGUUUCGGGCUUGGCGGCAGUAGCGAUUUCCUGCGGAAGCGCAAUCACCUGUUGCGCACCAUUUCCUCGCAACCCACAUCCUCCACGCCGCCCGUGCAGAUAGGACGUCCUGAACGUGCGCAGAGCCAAUCGGAAUGUGACCGCGAGCGGGCAGAACGUGCCCAGAGGAGCAUGAGCAUCGCUGCCGGCUGCUGGGGCCGAACCAGCAAACUAGAGGGCGGAGCCCUGAGCCCAAAAUAGGCUCCACCCACCAGGUCCAAAUUAUGGAAUUGUUUUCGUUCAUGUUUCAGUUUUUUUAGUCCGGCAGCCAAAUAUUUUCCAGAAAUCUAGCGCCUUACGCAUGGCUCUGGGUCGUGGCCCUCGCCUCUGACUUGAUUGAAUGUACUGUUGGGACUGAAAAACGGAUCGUUGGGUGGGUAUGGACUUUUCCCGCUUUUCCUAUAAUUCCCCUUCCGGUGUCCGCAGAGAUUCCCACACAUGUAAAUACGUGCCUCCUCUUACCUGCUCAGGGCAGCCUUGAACUCGAAGAGCUGAUAAGACCCAGAGACCAUUUCACAUCCCUCUUCUCAUUGGUUUCUGUUGGGCCGGCCCAUAUCGGCAGCCUCUCCGAGUCGAAUCCCAGCAGCAUUUGGCAAUAAGGAUCAAAUCAUGUCACACCAAACUCCGUCUGCAGGUCAUCAGAGGCCUUAACUUCUUAUUCAGAGCACGAACGAACUCUCAAAGGAACAGCUAUCCCUUUACAAGGCCAUCUGCUUGCAAUACCUCCGGGAUGCCACCUCGACAUGGGCUGCUGGGUCACGUUUCUUUCCUCCUUGCUGUUUUGUUCAUUUCUGAGCCACCAAACACGAUCGUAAGCACACGCCACAACUGCUGAAGUAAAACUUUUCCGCUGCUGCUGUUGCUGUCGACGUGGAGAGAAUUUCCCAUCGAGGACGCGCCGUGCAGCUCGCUGUAUUUGCAUGACGACAACGGACAAUUUUUCCAAGAUUUCGCUCAAUCAUUUUCUCUCAAAAUCCUUUGCACUCAAUUCCCGGGUGAUCGGGGAGCGAUUCGCUCGAUCCCGCCGACGGCCAAAACGAUUCAUUUCGAAAGCUGUAGUUCUGCAACUGCAUAACCUCAUUGUUUUUUUGCACUAGUGGAAUAGUGGAGGUCCUUGUUACCAUCUCAUGUCGCUACAUAAUGUUUGUGUGUAGUACAUGAUCCUUAUUAUUUAUGGCAGGGUAUUUUGUGCGCAUAUGCACGAUUAUAUAUUUCUCUGAUAUAUAGGAAACAGCGAAAAAAAAACACAAGAAAUGUGCCAAAACCAGGCAGAUCAUUGGAACCCGAACACGUCUGACGUUUCCAGAGCAUUGUAGCAACGUUCCCCAAGCGUUUCGAUGGCACAUGUAUAAUGUUUUUAAGAUUUUAGAUCAUUUUAGAUCAACUUCAGUCCUUUAAAGUUCAAUUCUCUAUGAUAUUGUCCAUAUGUUCAUAUGUAAGUGAUUGAGGUAUAUAGAAAUUGUGCUUUUAAUUUUCGCGAUUUUAGAUCGGACAGCAUGACAGAGUCAUGAAACCGUACGCGGUUUGUUUCUGUAUCAUGAACACACUGGAAUAGCCAUGCUGCAUGUGCGGACUUGUUCUUCGAAUCGAACCGGGAGGCUUCGAACGUGGCCUUCGUCCGGAGCGGAUGUUCUGAAUGGAACUUCAAACAGUGUAGAUACUGUAAAGAUGUAAAUUUCACUAAAUAGGAUAUGUUACGGUCAGAAUUUAUUUAUUUCUGUAGCUCCAUAAGAUGAUGGAUAUUUCAGGUUUCCAUGUGUUGCUUUAUUCUUUUGUCCAACAGUUCUGAAAUGCUUCUUUUAACGGACCAAUGAUGUGUCUCCUUGUGCAUAAUCGUUGAUAGUGUUUCCGUAGCAAAACUCUAGACGAUGCCACCACCGCCACCGCACGGACAAUCAGUUCAGCAAACAAACAAGGCAAGGAGCACACGCACCUACACGUGUACAAAAACGCUCUUAUUCUGCAGACCUUCUGGAGACCUCAUACUCUGGAAACCAGUUUAUCGCAUUGAAAUUUCCACGUAAUGUGAAUCGGAAUUGUGAAUGUGGUUCUGUGAUAAAUUUGCUCCAAACAACUGAAUUUAAAUUGGUGCUGUACAACUCUGAAAUGGCAUUUGGACUGGUAUUACUAGUCUUCACAGGUGAAGUUUUAAUGUGUCUAGUUUGGUACUAGACAUCAGGUUUCUCCAUUGAAUAUGUUGAAAGGUUUAUGAACUUGCACCACUGAUAUCUAGAUCACCUUGGUUGUUGGUUUAUGAUUUGAAUGUUAACCACUGAACAAAUUCUUAGUCUGGAAAUUGCAAAUUUCCGUUGCGUUAUUUCACACACACACACACUCUUGCCAUCUGAACUGACCUGUUUUCAAGCUACUUUCCACCAAUGUUGGGCAAGUUGAUGCGCUCCAUUGAGUUUUAUUUCCAAAUUGCAGAUACAUCGCAGGGAAUCAUACAAAAUUGUGAUCGACGUUCGGGCCACAGUUUUUACACGGCAAAUAUACGUUUAAACAUCCGCGGCCUCGCUUGUAGGCCGGUGUAUGAGUAUUAUAUCCUCAGAUAAACCAGAUUAUAGCCACUUUUGUACUUAGCAUGUCACAGAAGAGCUUUCGUACACUUUCCUGUACUCUUCAAUAAUGGGCCACACUACAAACCUCCAAUUUAUAGUGAUUACAAAUAUGCUGUUGUCUAUAUAGAUCAUCAUAUCAAUUGUUACUACCAAAUAUUUAAAUGAUUUUAGCGUUAAUCCCAAAUCCCCAAAUUUUUUUUUUUAAACUAACAUCGGAGUAUUUGCAUAUAUUAAAAGACGUUGAAUGCAUAUAAAUACUGGUCAAAUGUUGUCAUCUACAGUAUUUUUGACAUGAAAAUGCUGUCAUGAUUAGUGUGCAGGUGUUCCACAACACAAGCUCAUUGGAUGAAAUAAAUAUGGCGAAACAUCUCUGCCCCAUCUUGUUUGUUGCCAAAACUUGCUUUGCAAAUAAUUUCAAAUGAAUCACUUUCCCAGCAAAUUUUCGAUGAUGAAUGGAGACGUACUGCAGGUUCAUUUUACACUCCUGUUGACGUACUGAUCUGGGCUGCGUUUCCCAAAAGCAUCGUAAACCUAAGCUGAUCAUAGCUCCAUUGCAUGGUUCUAUGAUCAAUUUAGGCUUACGAUGCUUUUGGGAAACGCAGCCCUGGACUGACUCGCUCCUUUACAGUUUUCUUACCAGGUCGGUGGUUCAGUGCUCUCAUAUGUAUAACUGUAUGUACUGUGGAUUAAAAACAGUUGGACAACUGU